Dentiscutata heterogama is the source of this 505-nucleotide messenger RNA. The record is from the annotation of a GenBank genome assembly. NCBI's taxonomy places the organism in Eukaryota, Fungi, Glomeromycota, Glomeromycetes, Diversisporales, Gigasporaceae.
GUCACCUGGGUUGAACAGGUCCAAUCACUAUGUACAACGAUUAAAGGACAUUGGUACGACUGACUAUGAAGUAUCAACGAUCACAUGGCAUCGAUCUUUAUCUGGAAUUGCUCGUUAUGAAAGACCAAAAGAUGGUGUUCAACAAUUUGCCUUAAAUAAUUUAAUAGCUUCGAUAGAUUCUUCUGAAACUAUAACUGCUACAUCUAAUACCCAACUUUCUCUUCCUGCCAAUACACUUUCUACUAAUAACUUGUACCAAAGAUUUAAAUCUGCAAGACAAAUUUAUCAAGGCAACACGAAAGUUUCAGAAUCAACAUUACAAUUAACAGACCCUCCAAUAUUAUCAAACCUCGAAGCCUUAGCACCAACAACACAAAUAGCAAACCACCCAGCAUUAUCAAACCAAGAAGCUCCAACACUAACACUAUUAGCAAACUCAAGUUUGAGAUAUCUAUUGCAACCAAUAUCCAAUAAUUAUGUUAAAACCCAAGAAUUGCAAGAAAUA